CCGAUACCUACCUAGAGCAAAGAAUGUACUUUCCCUCCUCGCUCCUCUUCCACCGCGCACAGUCGCCGGCACCCAGCACGCUAUUCGACCGCCUCAUGCGCACCCUCGCCCAUACCUUGGGUGCACGCACAGACCUCUCAAGAGCACUUAUCACCUCCGUCCUCUUUCACUCCCUCUUCCUCGCCCUCCUCUUUGCACCCCUGUCGCGAGCAUCAGCAGUCGGUGUAGUCGCAUACGCGGGGGGCACAUUGGGCCUUCUCAUGGUGCUGGAAUGGGAGGGUCCAGCAUGGACACACGGGCGCGCAGUAGGCAGGCUACCCCAGUACCUCCUUGGGUUGGUGAACCUCUUCGCGUUCUUCACGCUGGCGAGGCUAGCCGUGCAGGGUACUUGGGCAUGUUUAUGCUGGAAGAUGGGGAUGGACGCUGGGACGAGUGCGGGAUUGAAGGUGCAAGUGAGGGUAUUUGCCGCGCUGGCACUGAUGGGAGGGACGGCGCUUAUGUACGCUGCGCGGCAAUCGAUGAGCAAAGCCGCCGACACGCAGCCCCUACCUCUCCCCCCUUCAAGGCGGGCAGGAGGAAGACAACCCAGAUCUCGUGCGCUCCCCCGCCUGAGAGAGCUCAGGCGUAUGAGCUCAAUCGCUACACUCCCACCUUACGAGCCUCCUUCGCCUGCACCACCGCUCACUCCCGUCACACCGUCGGAUCCGCCCAGUUAUUGGAGUGUGGUGGGUAGGGAGUGUGUGGAGUAGACACUUGGAUGUGUUGGGUGAGGAAGGGAAUGCAGCGCGCGAGGCAUUUUUAGCGUAGAUGAGGAUUGCUCAGAUCAGAUGAGAGGUGAGACGCGCUGCAUCAGUACAUGCGAUAGGAAGGGAUGUAUGUGCGGUAGAGUGUACAUUCU
This is a messenger RNA of Dacryopinax primogenitus, 898 nucleotides long. RefSeq lists its product as uncharacterized. The transcript is spliced from 2 exons. NCBI's taxonomy places the organism in Eukaryota, Fungi, Basidiomycota, Dacrymycetes, Dacrymycetales, Dacrymycetaceae. The record is from RefSeq and is a predicted model, not a curated record. The coding region runs from base 395 to 733 and encodes 112 amino acids.